AUGAAUUUGCAGUAGGAAUGCGUGAAGAUGUUUAUGAAUAAGAUCUAAAUUUACCAGAUGGAAAUGAAUCAUUAUUUGUAACUAAACCAAGGUAAUGUUAUAAAAGCUUUUCAUCCUGAUCCAAAAACAGUUCCAAAAAAGAAAUUUCCAAGUGAACCAAAAACACAUAGUGAAAUAAGAGAUACAACUUAGGAAUUGAAUUCUUAAACAUUACUAAAGAUUUGUGCAGGACCAGUUAAAUUGGAAUUUGGUAAUAUAUUUGUAAAAUCUAUGGCAAUAAAGUAUUUUUAAGUACGAAAUGAAUUGCGGAAUUGUAUAUCUGCUAGAAUCUAUUCGGAUAAGGAAGAUUUAGCAUAUUCAUAUAUGAAACCUUAAAUUAUUCCAAGUGGAUAAACAGCUGGUUUUGAUAUUUGUAUAUGCUCUAAACAAUUAGGGAUGUUUAAAUCACAUUUAAAAUAUAUUAUAAAUGAAAAACACAUUUUUGAACUUUAGUUUGGAGCAAUCAUUGAAAAAGUAUUUUUAGAAAUGAGUAGAUAAUAAUUGAAAUUAACAUUUACAUAGAUAACGCAGAAAUGGAGACAUCUGAAAUAUUGAGAUUAAAUAAUAAUGGGAAUGCAGAGGCAAAAUUUAAAUGGAUAACAUCAGAAAAGAAGCUAUUCUAUGUUGAACCAGAGGAAGGAAUAGUAGCAUCUGGCAAAUAUUUGGAAUGUUAGAUAUUUUAUUGUCCAUCUUUUGGAGGAGAUAUAUAAUAUAUUCAAUAAAUAACAGGAUAAUAAUAAUAAUAAUAUACAGCAGCAAUAACAAAAACAGAAGAUGAAAAGAUAAUAUUAAAAACAGAGGAAAGUAUUGAUUAAAGUGUCAAAUGUAUUGGUAUGGUAACAGAACCAAAAUGUUACAGUUAAAUAAGGUUCGUUAGAUUUCAAGGAUAUUAUAUUAUGUAAGCCUGAGUCUAAAUUAAUUUGUACAAAAAAUUAUUCGAAAUCUACUGCAGUAUUUUUAAUUAAAUCAUAAAAUUGAAUGUUUAGAAAUAAUACCAAUGAAAGGUAAGAUUCUAUCUGAUGAAACUAAAGAUAUCUAAGUUAAAUUCUUUAGCAAAGAAGAGAAGACUAUAAAGGGAGAUAUUGUAAUUCAAAUUAGAGGUGGUAAAAUAAUUAAUAUUCCAUUCUCUGCUACAUCUAUUAUACCAAAAAUAGAAAUUGAAUAAGAUAUUUUUGAUUUUGGAAAUGUUACUACUCUUGGAACUAGUAAUUAAAUUCCCUUAACCUUUAUUAAUUCAUCUCCUGUGAGUGUUGAGUUAAUCUUAGAUUUAAGAACAUCAAAGAUAAUCCUAAAGCCCUGAUGGAAUUGAAUGUUUAGAAAUCAAACCAUAAGAUGAAGAAGAAAAAUUUAUACAUUCUAUACAUCCUGAUUAAGAAGAAGAUGAACCUAAAGAAGAAGAUCCUUUAGAUGAUAAUGCUAAUGUCUCUGAUAAUUCAGAACCUAUUCAAAUUGAAUCAAAAUAAUUCAAAUAAUACAAUAUAACUAUUGCAGGUGGUAAAACUCUUUAAUUUCAUAUGAGAUUUUCACCUAAGGAUGUUAAAUAAUAUUCUUUUGAUAUUCCUAUUACAUUGGCUAGAUAUGGUCCAUUAUCUUCAUUAAUGAGGAAAGUCAAAUGUAGAGGACUUAAACCUAAAUUUUUGGUAGAACCACAAUUAUUUGAAUUUAAAAAGAAAAUCAUCACAUCUCCAGAUAAAUGUUUUCCAACUGUUGAAGAAAUUAAAUUAUCAAAUCCAGAUAGAAAAGACGUUCAUUGGAAAAUUGAUUGUCAAUCACUUAAAUCUGAAAAAAUCUUUGCAAUUGAACCUAAUGAAGGUGUUGUUCCAAGUGGAUAAUAAAUUAAUAUUAGAGUUAAAUUUAAUCUCUAUGGUCCUGGAUCCUUCAAUGGAACAAUACAAUUGUAUAUUUUGGAAGAUCCUGAAAUUCCUUCAACAUUACCUUAUGUUGAAAUUACUAUGAGCGGAUCAGGAGCUUAUCUAAGAUUACUAUUUGACAAAAAAGAAGUAAUCUUACCUGUUGUACCUCUUAAUAUAUAAUCUAAAUGCUAUUUUAGGGUCAUUAAUGAUAGCUAUGAAAAUUUAAAUCUUAAAUAUAACUGGGCUGAAGAAAUUAGUAAUUUCAAUCUAGAAUUCAGAUUUCCUGAAGGUUCAACUUUAGGUGUUGCUAAAAAUAAAUUAACUGUUGAAGUUGUAUUCAGCAAUAAAAAACCAAUAAGUUUUACAACAAGAGUUGAAUUUAUUGAUGAAGCUAAAGUUUAUAUUAUCAAUAUAUCAGGUACUACAGAUAAUUGUAUUUUUACAAAUCAAAGCUUUUUAUGA
Paramecium sonneborni is the source of this 2354-nucleotide messenger RNA. The record is from the annotation of a GenBank genome assembly. NCBI's taxonomy places the organism in Eukaryota, Ciliophora, Oligohymenophorea, Peniculida, Parameciidae.